AUGGUGGAGAUGCUCUCUGCUCGUCCGCCUACACCCCCAAGGACAACCUCACGCAUCGUGAUUGAGAACGCCGAUUCACCAAUAGCCAUACAAACACCCAAGGAGUCAUCGAUCUCUGCACUGGGAUCGGUGGGAGCCGGCUCAUCCAGCCGCAGUUCGAAGAAAGUGAACUUCUCGCCAUGGCCCAAGUACAUCAAACCGCCAACCUUUGCUAGUGCUAUGAAAUCGGCCCCCGACUUCAAGAUCUCUCCUUCCACGUACUCCAAGCCUACAAAGUCGAUACUGAAAGCAACUCAGUCACCGAUCCCCGUUUGGUCACCCAAUGUCGAUACAUUCACCAGCGAAUCGCUUGCCAUGCUGCUCGAAUCGGUCAUCCAACAACUGGCAGGCGAGUCAAUGAGCUCCCGACUCGAUGCCUACAUGCAAUUCUUUGGUGCGCUACGAACGUAUGAUGGGCUUCCUGCGGGUCAGAAGAUUGCUGAAAAAUUGAAUCUUAUCACCGAGUUCAUCCAGCGAGAUGUGAAUCGGGAUCUUACGAACAGCGGCCCUCUCGAUACGAACCUUGCCAAUCAGGCUCUCAAACUAUCAGCUGCGUUCGUUUGGCACCCCGAAAUUUCGACACAGCUUUCGGAGGAAUUCAAAAUCUUUCUGGUCGACCACUCCAUCACUUGCCUCCAUGAGGCCAAGGCCCCAAAAUCCGUCUUGACGCACUACAUGUCUAUAUUGUCUACUCAAAACUUCGGUCCCAAGAUUAUGACCGGCUCACGUGUAGCGCGUCUUUUGACAGUACUGCAAGAAAUAACCAAGAAUAUCAGUGGCAACGCAAUUGUUUCCCAUCGAUUGAACAUCUACCAACGGCUGCUGGGCCAAGCCAAGUCCGCCUUCAUCUCCCACGCAAACUUAUGGAUGGAACACUUGAUAUUCGGGCUGCUUCACCAUCUGAAGGAUACCAGGUCAAAAGCGAUUGCACUUGGCUUCCAGGUUGCCGCAGAAGCAGGUCCGAAUCCUAUACUGUCGAAAAACAUCCGAGAUCUCUUCGACCGGCCACUAGAGCACGACCGGAAGCUUGUAACAGAGGUUCGUGAGCGCAUGGCUCGGAUGAUGCCGACGGUGGAUAGCGGUGAACAUGUUCCUCAGAUUUGGAGCAUCAUCAUCCUUCUUCUCCGGUGCAAAAGGUGGAAUCUGGAGCAAUGGGAUCAUUUUAAGGAAUGGGUUUUGGUACUCCAAAAAUGCUUCAAUUGCAGCGAGCCUGUGAUUAAGGCGCAGGCUAUUGUUGGCUGGAAUAGAUUUGUUUAUGCUAUCAGCCCUAACGAAUCGACGAGCCGGUCUCUCCUCAAGAUGCUAGGCAAACCAGUAUUCUCUCAAUUCGACCGCAAGAAGACCGACAAGUCCGGAGCACCGCCCACUCAACUUGCUCUAACCAGCUACUAUAAUCUGCUAUACUACACUUUCCGUCCUUCGGCUUCUUAUCAGCAUCUGGAUAUCAUUUGGGAGGAAUACGUGGCCGUUCCCUCUUCGAGCAUCUUCUCAUCAGUCCCCGUUCUCAGCGACUGUCUUUCUCGCAUAUUGACAAACCUGUUAUGGAGCACGCAGGCUAAAAUUUGGACAGAGAAUCGAAUCAAUGACAGUACCAGAUUGGAAGUAGAGGAACUUCCUGCAGCCGACAGCAGAUGGGUUCGAUCACGAAUUACCUCAAUUCUGAAGGUUUUCGAGCGUAUGUUCAAAGCCUCCAUUUGGAUUGAUGACGCAAUUGGCCAAUCUCACGUGGCAUUGGCCUGGAGCAGUCUGUCCAGUUCUCUGUCGCUCGCAUCCAGCAAAGAAAUCACCCCCUCAGGGGAGUCGAUGCAAGCUGUUGCUAGCGUUUGGGGUCUACUGCACCGUCUUUGGACUGCAGGGCCGCUCUCGCUGAAUGCCGACACCGCGGAUAUUUUCUUCGAAAGAUUCAGAUUCUUGUCUACAACAAUGAUCGUCUCUAUUGGGGAGAUUCCGUUUACCGAAAAGUUUCUCCUGAGGAACGCGGACGAAACCGAUACCACUCCCACACAUCCACACCCAAAUACGACUCCAGAAAAUGCUAUUCUUCAUCUUCUUCGAAUAAUCAGUAGCGCUGCAGGGGAAAUAGCGCCGAGCCAAUCUUACACACAUCUUGUCCUAGGUAACAUUGAAGCAGCCUGCAAUGGCAGAUUCUCCCGUGGAUCUCGUUUGGAACUUCUCCAACAGUGUGCAGAAUUGAGCACCACGAAGACCAGUGCUAUUCCUCGUGCCAAUCUUCUAUCGGAGGUGGUCUGGAAUGCUACUGCCCAGGCGGCUGCGAAUGCUUUGCAAUCGUUCCCCAUGGAGUCCGCUCGUGGGCGCGAUGGCUCUGUAUCCCGUGACUACGAAAAUGUUAUCAAGAUUCUCUCGUUCGGUCUUUCAUUCCCAUUGGCCUUUCAAGAGUGGUCUCAUUUGCUUGAAACUUUUGUUCGUGUGGUUCGAACAGAAAAAGGGAACCAAGCGGUUGCCACCAUCAUUGUGGAACCCACGGCCGAGCGCCUCAUGCAUCUUUCUGCUGAAGAUACUUACCUACCCUCAACUUCACUGCUUAGCCAUUCCUUGUCUAUCCCUUUCAUGCAAGGAACCGGGCUAGGGAUUGAUCGCAGCGAAAUCGCAGCUGGCCAUACUAUCUUUCCUCAUAAACUUCUGGAGUCAAUUUCCCGAACAUUGUAUGGUGCAUACGAAAAUUUCAGCGCAUCAAAAUCCCAAGGUCUUGCCGAGUUUAUUGAGGCAUUAACUUCUUUUCUGGGGACCGGUGUUCCGCAGUUCCAAUGCCAAACCCUUCAAUCUCUUCAGCCAUCACUUAGUCUUUGGUUAAGGGACAAAUCUUGCAAGGUCCACGUUAACUGCGGUGUUGACAGCAGAAUUCUGACAUCGUGCCGUGCGCUCUCGUCGGCUACUAUCAAUACUCUGCAAACAUCAGUUUCCCAUGAUCUACCAUCUUUGAAGUGCUUUGAGCCUAUUAUUUGCGCCGGCUUGGAGUCUUCGCACAUCUCGACAGCCAGGAGAUACCUUGAACUUUGGGACUUGACCUUUGGUUCACAGACUUUUGUUACUCCAGUCACCAUUUUGGAAGCUGUACAAGCUGCCGAGUCUAGGGUCCAGGCCGCAACCUUGCCACUGCAAAACGGUGACCAGGAUACUGAGAUGCUACCUCCCCCUCCUCCACAAGGCAAGAUAGAUCGAUCAUUACAUCAACCCUCCCAGGACACUCAGCUUUCGUCCCCCGUUAUCCGGGCCGACGCCUCCUCCGUGGUCCUUAACCCAACUGACCAGUUCUGUGAACCCCACUUGCCUAUUAACCUUCCGCAGCCCACGGAUGCGCAAAUUGUUGAUGGCAUCUCGGCUUCACACAAGCGCAAAAGUCACCGUGAGAUGUUUUCGAUGAUUGAGUCCCUUCAAUCUUCAUCACCAGCCAGUACUCCACGGGAAUUGGGAUUCGAUACUCCUCCCAAUCUGCACAAAAUACAUGCAGGGUCACUGACCGAACUUCCUCUAACGCCCACUCUCGCCCCUACUGAGAAUGAAGAAGGAUUCAUCGGCUCGUCUCCGACACCUGGAACCAGAGACCCGACACCUGCCAUGACCUCCGACGCUCUAAGGUCGAGCCACGUGUUUACAGAUUCGGGGAUAGAUCCUCCAUCAUCCCCUCCCGAGGUGCACUCUCGAAGCCCAAGCCCCCGAAAGGGUCGCUCAAAAAGGGCGCGGCGGAGGGCUGCAAAAGCAAGAAAGGCUCUUGCUGACACUUCCGGAAAACAGUCCACAGUCAACAGCCCUGCUACUUCUCGUCUUGCGACAGAGAGCAUAGACACACCUACGAGUGAUGUCCAUGACUAUGAUAACGAAAAUGCAGACGCUACACCUCGACCAGAUGAAGUAACUUCCAGUCGGCGACUUCGAUCUUCGCUGGGUAAAGACUCAGAUACAGCAGAGCCUUCUACAGAGCUAUUGGUUGACAAUGAUAAAACUCCUGUCCAACAACCUGCUCCCAGGAGUAAAUCAAGCUCGAGCUCUAAGAAGAAACGAAAGCAAACUCAGUCUAAGCCUGCGGACAAUCAACCCCAGCAAACCGAGGACAUGCUCCCCGAAAGUUUUCCGGAUAGUUUCAUGGACUCGAGCGAGGAGACAGAUACACAAAUAGCAUCACAGCUUGGACAGGACUUGGAGCUAGCAGUGGACAUGGACGAUAGGACUCACCCGGAGCGAGCAAUGUCUCCCAAUGAGCAACCCACCAGGAAGAGAAAGCGGGAUCAAGAGGAACUUUCUUCAUCUGCGAAAACCGACAGGCGCCGGUCAACACGGCUGUCCACCUUCAAAGAAGUCGAGUCACUACAGCCUGACGUCUCGCCUUCACAGUCUGCCAUUUCUCGGUCCGUCUCUGCAUCCAAAUCAUUGUCGCCAACUGCGACUCGCCGAUCUACCCGCAGUUCACAACGCAAAGAGGCCGGUAACGCCUUAACGGACUCAAUCCCUCCAACCCAAGACUCGGUGGCACAAGAACCAACACAAGAUGCUGAGACUCCUCGGCCAUCCAAACGGCCUCGCAAGUCCAUUCGUCUCGAGGACAAGUCUGUUGUCAAAAGCAGUGGCCAAAGUGUCCCUCUAGAUACCCACUCCCGCAAAACCCGGUCUCAGCAACAUGCAUUUGAUGCGGCUCAACCUCAGGUUUCAAGCAUCCCAUCAGAGGAACAUGGCGAUACUGACCACUUGCCACCUCAUGUUGGCCUUGAUACAGCCCCGGCGAGCAUGGUUACAGAAGAUCAAGCAGGAAAGAACAUCUCUCUUAUUUCUACCGAAGAGGCAACUGCCACUCAAGUCUCUGAAAUGGAGCAGUCUACUGAGCCUUCGGUGAAACCUGCCAUCGAGACUGAUAUCGACAUGGAUGCAGCACAACAAUCCAAUGGAAUGGUCGACCAACCUAAAAUUUUUGUCGCCGCGGGUACCCAAACCCAAGAAACACCCCCCGAUCCCAAAUCAGACAUCAGCGAACAAGACAUCGCCCAAUCCCUAAAGAAUUUGCUGGGUCAAAUGAAAACAACGACCUUGUCCCCGAGCACCUUCCGCGAGGUCGAUGAUCUUCUCUUCAAUCUCCGUUGUGAAGCACAAAAUGCAUCAACGCGACACAAUACUUAG
This is a messenger RNA of Penicillium coprophilum, 5166 nucleotides long. RefSeq lists its product as uncharacterized. Gene Ontology annotation, biological process: telomere maintenance. The record is from RefSeq and is a predicted model, not a curated record. The coding region runs from base 1 to 5166 and encodes 1721 amino acids. NCBI's taxonomy places the organism in Eukaryota, Fungi, Ascomycota, Eurotiomycetes, Eurotiales, Aspergillaceae. Gene Ontology annotation, cellular component: nucleus. The transcript has a single exon.